This is a messenger RNA of Metopolophium dirhodum (rose-grain aphid), 1350 nucleotides long. Its product is annotated as piggyBac transposable element-derived protein 4-like. The coding region runs from base 1 to 1350 and encodes 449 amino acids. Lineage: Eukaryota; Metazoa; Arthropoda; Insecta; Hemiptera; Aphididae. The record is from RefSeq and is a predicted model, not a curated record. The transcript has a single exon.
AUGUCUCGUAAAAGUGAUCACAAAGUAUGUGCUUGGUUGGAUGAAUUUGAAGAAGACCUAGAAUUAGAGGAUAGUGAUGACUCUGACGCUGAUCCCAAUUUUGUACCAGGUAAUGCAUUUGACUUGCGUAAUAAUAAUAGUGAAAAUGAAAGUGAAAAUGAUGAUGAUUUUGGUGAUACCUAUAAUAAUACUAGUUUUUCUUCUGAAAAUGAGUUUUACUUGAGUAAAGACGAAAAAACAAAAUGGUAUAAAAACUCUAUUCCCAAUAAAACUAAACAACGUGCUCAUAACAUUAUAACUCAGCGCCCUGGUGUCAAUGCCGUCGCUAAAAAUGCUACAACUAUUUUAGAUUGCUGGAAACUAUUUUUCCCUGACCCUGUGGUCAUUGAAAUGGUAAUAUGUACAAAUAAAUAUUUGCUAAAAUUACGUGCGAAAUAUCAACGACCAACUAUUAUACCAGAUACUGAUAAAGAAGAAAUUGAUGCGCUUCUUGGACUACUAUACUUAGCAGGAUAUCUACGCAGUAGUCAUGUAAAUCUAAAGGAUUUAUGGUGUGAUGAAGGGUUUCGACCGGAAUAUUUCCGAUCAACCAUGUCUGAACAGCGAUUUUACAUUCUACUACGGGCACUCCGAUUUGAUGACAUUGAAACAAGAAAUUAUAGAAGGACUACAGACAAAUUAGCACCAAUACGUACUGUUUUUGACGGAUUUGUAAAACGUUGUCUUGAAUGUUAUACCGUCGGUGAAAAUUGCACCAUCGAUGAGAUGUUGGAAGGUUUUAGAGGUCGAUGUAGUUUUAGGCAAUAUAUACCGAGCAAACCGAUUAAAUAUGGGAUAAAGAUUCAAGCAUUGGUCGACUCUAAAACAUAUUACACGUCAAAUAUGGAAGUAUACGUUGGCACCCAACCAGAUGGACCGUUCAAAUGUGAUAAUAGUCCCUCCAGCAUCGUAAAAAGGUUAAUUUUUCCAAUAUCAAAAACGGGACGAAACAUAACUAUGGACAAUUGGUAUACCUCCAUACCAUUGGCCCUUGACUUACUGGAAAAUCAUAAAUUGACUAUUGUGGGAACCAUCAGGAAAAAUAAACGGGAAAUUCCGAAAUACUUUCUAGAUACAAAGAAAAGAGAGGUAAAUUCAACUAUAUUCGGCUAUGGGAAAAAUAUUAUUUUAUUAUCCUACGUUCCACGUAAAAACAAAAAUGUUAUGCUAAUAUCUACAAUGCACAAAACAGGUUUGAUUGAUGACAGUUCAGAUGCCAAAAAACCCGAAGUGAUUUUAUACUAUAAUUCAACAAAACAGGUGUUGAUGUUGUGGAUGAAAAAAAAGAAGAGUACUCUGUCGCAAGAGUAA